Salvelinus namaycush (lake trout) is the source of this 3353-nucleotide messenger RNA. Its product is annotated as protein CBFA2T2-like. Gene Ontology annotation, molecular function: transcription corepressor activity. Gene Ontology annotation, cellular component: nucleus. NCBI's taxonomy places the organism in Eukaryota, Metazoa, Chordata, Actinopteri, Salmoniformes, Salmonidae. Gene Ontology annotation, biological process: negative regulation of DNA-templated transcription; DNA-templated transcription. The transcript is spliced from 11 exons. The record is from RefSeq and is a predicted model, not a curated record. Bases 261 to 2111 code for a protein of 616 amino acids.
GAACAGCAGAGGGAGUACUGGACUGCCUGGAUAUCCUCUUCCAUCUGGGAGCCAUCUGUGUUCCUCUGGCUCUGGGCUCCUCCACACUGGAGCUCACAUAUGUGGGAACACAAACACAUGCCUGACAUAUGAAGGAGUGGAGAGAGAGACAAAAAACGAAGAAAAGAGAAGGAUAAGAAAGCAAAGUCACCACAGCUGAAUUAGGACAGACAAGAGCCGACUAAUAGGGUGGAGACAGUGGUGAGAAGAAGACCCCUGCCAUGCCCGGCUCUCCUGUGGAUGUCAAGACUCAUUCCAGACCAGUCCCCAGACCAGUCCCCAGCAGCAGCAGCAGCAGCGCCACCAUGCCGCCCCUGCCCUCCGUGAACCCCAGCGGACCCCGGCCAGCCUCCUUCUCCUCCACCACUCUGACCAAUGGAAUCCACCACUCCCCGCCCACCCUAAAUGCUGUGCCCUCGCCGCCCCAGCGCUACAGCAAUGGGCCUAGCUCCUCCUCUUCCUCCUCGCUGGCCAAUCAGCAGCUCCCGGCCACAUGCGGCGCCCGACAGCUCAGCAAGCUCAAACGCUUCCUGACGACGCUGCAGCAGUUCGGCAACGACAUCUCGCCCGAGAUCGGAGAGAGUGUCCGCAACCUGGUGCUGGCCCUCGUGAAUUCAACAGUCACCAUCGAGGAGUUCCACUCAAGGCUCCAGGAGGCCACCAACUUUCCCCUGAGGCCCUUCGUCAUUCCCUUCCUCAAGGCCAACCUACCCCUGCUGCAGAGGGAGUUGCUCCACUGUGCGCGUGCGGCCAAGCAGACCCCAGCCCAGUACCUAUCCCAACACGAGCACCUCCUACUCAGCACCACUCUGGCCUCGCCCCCCGACUCCUCGGAACUGCUGCUGGAGCCCAGCGAGAGAGAGAGAAACGCGACAGUUAAGAGACACAGUCCUAACAGGGGAAAAGAGAACGGCUUCCACGAGCGCCCCCCUGCCCCCCUGGAGCCCCCGGCUAAGCGCAUCUGCACCAUCAGCCCGGCGCCCCGCCAUAGCCCGGCCAACCCCCUGCCCCUCAGCGCUCAGCUGCACCCCACGCCGCCCCCUCUGCAGCACUACGCCCUUGAGGACAUCAGCGCCCCCCAUCUGCUGCACCGGGAGAGCAGCCACCGGAUACUGGAGCUCCGCGAGCUCAAGGACAGGCCUAGACUACCUGGCUCUAACGGGGGUUACCGCGAGGAGCCCGUGGACCACAGGCUGACAGACAGAGAGUGGGCCGACGAGUGGAGGCAUCUGGAUCAUGUGUUGAAUUGCAUUGUUGAGAUGGUGGAGAAGACGCGGCGGUCAGUGGCUGUGCUGCGGCGCUGUCAGGAGUCGGACCGCGAGGAGCUCAACUACUGGCGGCGGCGCUCCAGCGAGCAGGAAGACCCCCGCAAGGGAGGGGCCGCCACCAUGCCCACCCCCUUCUCCAAGACCCACAGCCCCCGCACAGCAGCCGUUCCCGCCCCCUUCUCCAAGACCCACAGCCCCCACACAACCGAGGGACUCAGCAGUGAAUCCCAGAGAGACUUUGCGCCGCGACCAGGCUCGGGCUACGUGCCUGAUGAGAUCUGGAGAAAAGCUGAGGAGGCGGUGAACGAGGUGAAGCGCCAGGCCAUGGACGAGGUCCAGAAAGCAGUGGCCGAGGCAGAGCACAAGGCCUUUGAGAUGAUCGCGUCCGAGCGGGCCAAGAUGGAGAAGACACUGUCCGAGGCCAAGAGGAAGGCCACAGAGGACGCCAUCCAGGUCAUCAAUGAGCAGGAGGACUCAAGCGAGUGUUGCUGGAACUGUGGUCGCAAGGCCAGCGAGACGUGCAGCGGCUGCAAUGCAGCACGCUACUGCGGCUCCUUCUGCCAGCACAAGGACUGGGAGCGCCACCACCUCAUCUGCACCCCCGGCCUGCAGACCCAGCCCAAGCCCGUGUCCGCCAUCACAGCUGCCAGGGCCGCUGCAGCCGCCGCCGCUGUUACCGCAGGAGCCAAGGCCCCCGAGAGCGUACCAACCACUGCCAGUCCCGGGGGGGAGAAGGGGUUGGUGGCCUCUCGUUCCUCCACCCCAUCCACUCCCACAUUAGUGCUAGAGACCAACGGGCAGUAAAAGCCAGGACUAGGACCAGUGAUACUGGCUCUCAAGAUGGCCUCCCUUCCCAUUUUCCUUCCAUUCUGUUGUUCCUGACUGUUUAAAUGGACACCAGGACUGUAUGCCCCAAAAUGGCUUCCUUUCUUUGUUUCCCGUUCCUCUUGAACUGCUGACUGUGAAAGGUGCUGGUUUCCAUUGUUCCAUCAUUUGGCUGUCACCCGUCGGGUAUCUUUAGGUUAGCGUUUGGCUCUUCAAGUUCUAAAGGUAUCUAGGUUAGCAGUUGGCUAUUUAGGUUCUAAAGGUAUCUUUAAGUUAGUGGUUGCGAGGGAGAGGAGACAAGGGAAGAAAGCUGUUUUUAAAACUUGACCCUCAGCUCUGGACACCAACCUUAAUUUAGCCAAGGAAGUGACAUCAUGGACAGGAAGUGAUGUCACAGACAUUGAGUGAGCGGAGGAGGAAAUGAGGUCACUGAUGUCACCAGUCAUGUUACACAGAAAGAGGACAGAUUGGGAGGGGUUUGCUUUGGUAAUGGUGGGCAGAAGACAGACUCAUCUGCUUUGGGACUUGGAGGAUCCAUCUUCAACAGUUGGACAAACAGACAAUCUACCUGACAGAUGGACACUUGUUUCGCUUCAUCCAAAAUCUCAAUCCCCAGUAGAGUUGAGACAACUGAGGACGGACUUCAGACCCGGCUUUCUUUUUAAGGGGACAGUGGGGGGUGUAUGAGUUUUGAAAUGGUCUUUUAUACCCACGAGGGUGAGUGAUGGUCGAAGUACUCACUGCAUAUUUCCUAGUUCACCAUUGUGUGUAUAUAAAGCUAAGAGAAAAUGGUCGGUGUUGACAGUGUAAUAAACAGUACCAGCUCUACAGAAAAGAGGGUUAUGGGUUGGUGUUGACAGUGUAAUAAACAGUACCAGCUCUAGAGAAAAGAGGGUUAUGGGUCGGUGUUGACAGUGUAAUAAACAGUACCAGCUCUAGAGAAAAGAGGGUUAUGGGUCGGUGUUGACAGUGUAAUAAACAGUACCAGCACUAGAGCAUCUCACGUCUGGAAAUACAUUUUGGAGGUGACAUGAUCGCGAAGUCACCGCCACAAUCCUGUUUGUAUGUACAGUAUAGCUGUCCUACUUUUCUUGCUCGCACAAGUUAUUCGUCAGGUUCCUCUUUUGAGUGUGUACAGUUGAAGUCGGAAGUUUACAUACACCUUAGCCAAAUACAUUUAAACUCAGUUUUUCACAAUUCCUGACAUUUAAUCCUAGUAAA